Molecule: messenger RNA, 645 nt
Organism: Encephalitozoon hellem ATCC 50504
Lineage: Eukaryota; Fungi; Microsporidia; Unikaryonidae
Product: GTP-binding nuclear protein
Exons: 1
Coding region: 1-645 (214 amino acids)
Biological process (GO): ribosomal subunit export from nucleus; protein import into nucleus
Cellular component (GO): cytoplasm; nucleus
Molecular function (GO): GTP binding; GTPase activity
Source: RefSeq, a predicted model, not a curated record
AUGGAAGGAAGAGAACUAACAUUCAAAAUAUGCUUGAUAGGAGAUGGGGGAGUUGGAAAGACGACUUAUAUAAACAGAGUACUUGAUGGAAGGUUUGAGAAGAAUUAUAAUGCAACGGUUGGUGCAGUGAAUCAUCCUGUGACGUUCCUUGAUGAUAAGGGGAAUGUAAUAAAGUUCAAUGUUUGGGAUACGGCAGGACAGGAGAAGAAGGCGGUUUUGAAGGACGUAUACUAUAUAGGUGCUAGCGGGGCCAUAUUUUUCUUCGAUGUGACAUCCAGAAUCACAUGCCAGAACCUUGCACGAUGGGUCAAGGAGUUCCAAGCAGUUGUUGGAAAUGAAGCGCCUAUAGUUGUUUGUGCCAAUAAGAUUGACAUAAAGAAUAGGCAAAAGAUUAGUAAGAAGUUAGUGAUGGAAGUCCUUAAGGGAAAGAAUUACGAGUACUUUGAGAUCAGUGCAAAGACGGCGCACAACUUCGGGCUUCCGUUCCUACAUCUAGCUCGUCUUUUCACUGGAAGGCCCGACCUUAUAUUCGUAUCUAAUGUGAAUCUUGAGCCAACUGAGGUAAAUUAUGAUUAUCAUAGCCCUGAGGAAACGAAAUAUAUCGAUUAUAUGGAGCAGGCUGCGAAGAUGGCACCCGAGGAGUAA